GCGUUUCAUUCAUGAAAAUUGAAUAUUGAGUUCAUGGAUCAGCUAAGUGAAUAGAAAAGGCUAAACACCAUAUUGUUUUUCUGUUCUCAUUUUCCUCUAUUUGUAUAUUAUAUAUAUUCUUUCUAUUGUCUUCAAGAUCGUUGGCUCUUAUGUGAACGAACGUGUAAAAAUUGGCCAUUUAAAGCAUCUGGGCAUUGCUAUUCUGACUUAAUUAUUGCUCAGAAAAAGCUUACUGGGGUUGUUCUUGGAUUUCAUCGGCGGUAGUCCUGUGAUUCUUGAUGCUGACCUAACAGGAGGUUCUUUAUGGGUCUUUUUUAACUUCGUCAACAUAAUUCAUGCUUGGUUUAAGAAAAUGGAGACGUUUAUGGCGUUAUGUGGUAUUGUUCAUCUUCUUCUUUAGCAUUGACUUUCUCAGUUAUUUAUUUAAAGUACAAACAGUAUGAAGAAUCUUUUAAAGAAGUUACACAUCAUGCCUAAUCAAACUUCGGAUAUGGACUCAGAAGGGUCUACUUCUUCUUCUUCAAAGGGUAAUCAAAAGUUGAUUGAUGUUUCACCAUCAAUUGAGAGCCUUCCCCAAUCUCAAUCCCAUGAACACCAUAAGCCCUUAUCUGGUAUUUCUGGAUGGCUUAAUUCAGUUACUAAUAGGCAAAGUCCUAGUCCUAGCCCUCCAUCCUCUUCAAAUGUGAAGAUACCAGAUAAGAAUGAAGAGUUUGAUUCAAUGAGUAGUGAUGCACUGGAUGCCGCAAUGGAAGCCGUUAGAGCCGGAGAUUCAGGGUCUGGAAUGUCGAGGGAUCCGGAGGUGGAGGAAGAGUACCAAAUACAGUUGGCUUUAGAGUUAAGUGCAAGGGAGGAUCCUGAAGCUGUGCAGAUUGAAGCUGUUAAGCAGAUCAGUUUGGGCACCUGUCCUCCAGAGAAUACUCCCGCUGAAGUCCUUGCAUACCGAUAUUGGAAAUACAGUGCUCUUAGCUAUGAUGAUAAGAUCCUGGAUGGAUUCUACGAUUUGUAUGACAUUUCGACGCAAGCUUUAUCAUCAAAAAUGCCUUCCCUUGUGGAUUUACAAGGAACCCCACUGUCAGAUAAUAUCACCUUGGAAGCAGUUCUUGUCAACAAGGCUACGGAUGUUAAGCUGUUACGACUCGAACAAAGUGCACUGGAAAUUGCUGUCAAAUCAACAUCAGAAUCUCUGAGCCCUUCAGGCCACAAUAUGGUGCAGAGACUUGCCGCUUUAGUUUCUAAUCACAUGGGUGGGCCGGUUGGGGAUCCAGACAAGAUGUUGCUUGCAUGGAGAAAUUUCAGCUACAAACUGAAGGCAACUCUUGGUAGCAUAGUUUUGCCUCUUGGCUCACUAAAAGUUGGGAUGGCAUGUCACCGUGCCUUGCUUUUCAAGGUUUUGGCAGAUAGUGUCGGUAUCCCUUGCCGCUUGGUGAAAGGGAAGCAAUAUACCGGCUCUAGUGACGUUGCAAUGAACUUCAUAAACAUUGGUGAUGGAAGGGAAUACAUUGUUGAUUUAAUGGCAGACCCUGGAACACUUAUCCCAUCUGACACAGCAGGAGGAUUCCACGUUGAUCGUGAGGAAUCUUCUUUUUCAUCAAGUCCAUGGUCCAGAGAUGACGAUUCCUCUCGUUUAACUUCAAGAGGCGGUCUUACUAGUUCAUCUGAUGAAUGCUCUGUGUUUGGGAUGCAAGAGAAGACGGCCUGGUUUAGCAACCUGGAUUCCACCGGAGACAGAUCUGAUGAUGGAACUAUUCAACAUACACGGUCAUCAGGUUUGACACAACAGACCAAACCUGAGCAAGUACCCAAGAAAUGUUUACCCUUAGUUCCGUACAAAAUACAGAGGGAGAACAAAGUUGGUGAAAUUCCUUUGAGGGCUUCUCAUCACAGCCAUGCAAGAUCUCCUUCCUGGACAGAAGGUGUCAGCUCCCCUGCAGCACGCAAAAUGAAGGUAAAAGAUGUUUCACAAUACAUGAUUGAUGCUGCAAAAGAAAAUCCUCAGCUAGCCCAGAAACUGCACGAUGUAUUACUUGAGAGUGGUGUUGUUGCUCCUCCAAACCUGUUUACUGAAGUUUACGAUGAACAAGAGGAUAUGCCCCUUAGUCAAGACAAAGAAGAAAACAGUAAGUGGGAUAGGAAAAGGACUACUGAGGGUCAAGGUCAUUUAGAUCAUCCUCGCUUCUUACCUAUUUUACCUUCCCAUGAUGCACACGCUAAAACAAAAGCCUCCAGGCAACUGGAGCAUGCUUCGUCACAAUGUGAGGUCAAUCCAGUGCUAUAUGCCACAAAAGUUCCAGCUGCUGCUGCUGCAGCGGCAGCAGCUGCUGUUGUUGCAUCUACAAUGGUGGUUGCUGCUACAAGAACUACAACUGAUCCAAACAUAGAACUACCUGUAGCAGCUGCAGCCACAGUGACAGCUGCAGCAGUGGUGGCGACAGCAACCGCUGGUGUUGACAAGAAGUAUGAGCCCUCUGGUUUUACACCAGCUGGUUUGCCUGAUUCCGGUAAUCUAAUGGACUGUCCGAGAAAAGAUCGUGAUGAAGAAUUUGGUAAUUUACAAGCCAGGGGCAUUAGUGAGAAUGAUUUGUCACGAGUAUGUUUGUUAGGGGAGAGAGUAUCCGAUAGGUCUACAGGCAACGAUAGCACAAAAUCUGAAGUCUCCCUUGAAGAUGUUGCAGACUGUGAGAUAGCAUGGGAGGAUAUCACCUUGGGUGAGCGUAUUGGAUUGGGAUCAUAUGGAGAGGUUUAUCGUGGUGAUUGGCAUGGAACUGAAGUUGCUGUUAAGAAGUUCUUAGACCAAGAAAUAACUGUUGAAUCCCUUGAGGAAUUCAAAAGUGAGGUUGGUAUCAUGAAAAGAGUUCGGCAUCCCAAUGUGGUGCUCUUCAUGGGAGCUGUAACGCGUGCUCCACAUCUUUCAAUUGUUACUGAAUUUCUGCCUAGAGGUAGUUUGUAUAGAUUAAUCCACCGGCCCAACAAUCAACUGGAUAUUCGACGGCGUUUGAGGAUAGCCCUUGAUGCUGCUCGUGGUAUGAAUUAUCUUCACAACUGCACUCCAAUUAUUGUUCACCGUGAUUUAAAGUCCCCGAAUCUCCUUGUUGAUAAAAAUUGGGUUGUGAAGGUUUGUGAUUUUGGGUUGUCAAGGAUGAAGCACAGCACGUUCCUUUCAUCAAGGUCUACUGCGGGGACGGCAGAGUGGAUGGCUCCAGAGGUCCUAAGAAAUGAACCUUCAGAUGAGAAGUGUGAUGUUUUCAGCUUUGGCGUCAUUUUAUGGGAGCUUUGUACAUUGCAACAACCAUGGGGUGGAAUGAACCCCAUGCAAGUUGUUGGUGCUGUUGGUUUUCAGCAUCGUCGUCUUGAAAUUCCUGACGACGUGGACCCCGCCAUUGCCGAUGUUAUUAGAAGAUGUUGGCAAACGGAUCCGAGAUUACGGCCCUCGUUUUCUGACAUCAUGUCCACUUUGAAGCCUCUUCAAAAGCCAAUUACUAGUUCAAAAACCGGACGGGGCUAAACCAAGUGGAUUGGCUUAAACAGCUGCGUACAUUUAUUCCUCUGGCAUCAGUCGAUGGUAGAGAUUGGUUUCAAGACAGCCAUCCGAAUUUGAAGAAAUAGUGAUUCGUUUUUUUUCUGUUGUAUUUUUAUCUACUUUCAGCUUGCUCAUGUGACCGCCCUUUGUAAAUUCAUAUAACCGAUUGUAAAAAACAUUAUUUCUAGCUGAUAUAUAUGACUUAAU
This is a messenger RNA of Cynara cardunculus var. scolymus (artichoke), 3724 nucleotides long. RefSeq names its product probable serine/threonine-protein kinase SIS8. The record is from RefSeq and is a predicted model, not a curated record. Gene Ontology annotation, biological process: protein phosphorylation. The coding region runs from base 440 to 3502 and encodes 1020 amino acids. NCBI's taxonomy places the organism in Eukaryota, Viridiplantae, Streptophyta, Magnoliopsida, Asterales, Asteraceae. Gene Ontology annotation, molecular function: protein kinase activity; ATP binding. The transcript has 13 exons.